UUCUUUUCCGACUCCCUAUCAAUCAAGCGAUCUGGGCCGCGCGCUGAAGAAGCACUCGGCGCUUCCGUGGGAGGCGCGCGGUCUGGACGGUUUUGGGCUGAAAUCGGAUAUUUGGACGGCGGUUUCGGGAGAUUUUCUGGCUCGACUCGCAGUCAAGGCCCAGCUCUUUUUUUAUGAUCUUUUGUAGAAGUGCGAAUGGCGGCGGCGCUGGUGGGGAGGGAGAGCCCGAUGUCCCUUAGAUUGAUUGAUAGGCGAUUAUGGGCAGGCUUUUUAUUAUAUUUAAAGAGACAGAGACGAUGUUUUUAAUAAGUGAGCGAAAAGUCAAGGCGGUUUGUGUUUUUGCAAUGUGACGUAGGUUAUGCAGUUUAAUUGUAUAUUAAUUUCGCCAAAGGUUCUCGUGGGUGUCUAACGUUUCAAUAAAACCCUGUAUAGAUCUGAACAAAUAAGCAAUGGGUUUGAACAGAGACUCCGUCUACAAACAUGGCGCCUACAGUAAUAGAGAGGAUGAGAUACAGUCAUCUGUGGCUGAAGAAAGAAAUAAACCAUGACGGAGAUAUAAAACCACAUUACGGGAAUAUAGUGGUUGACAAGCAAGUCGAUAUUUGCAGUUGUUCCAAGCCCAUUCAAAGCUCACUGAAGUCAUGUUGCAGUACAGAUUACAUCACGGCGAUGCUACUAUUUAUAUUCGCGUUUGCAGAGAGCACUGCAGAUGUUCGUCACGUUUAGCGAAUAAGUUCAGUUUUGAAGCAAAUGAAUGUUAAUGCAUCAAAUCAAACAAGACUUUAUGCGUCGUUUUCUCACUUACAUGUGAAGUACAAAGUUUUGAUUCACGGCAGCGCAUGCAGAAGAAAAUACAAUAGAAACUGAUUUGCGUUUUUAAACUAUACAGGUGUUUAUAGAGCAAGCCAGUUCAGUGGAGCUGAAGAUCAGCUUUAUAGGAUGCUCAAGUGUUGUCCACAGCAACAGUAACUAUGAUGACAUCCCCAUCGGUGUCCAUGGAGGGUUACCAAGAGGCUGAACAGAUGCAAGUGGGAGAGCAGACGGCGGGACAAGCGGAGGAGAGUUUGGAGGAAGAGGAGAGCAGCUCAGCACCGUCUGAGCCACAGACUCCUAUGGAGGUCUACAAGACGGCCAUUUACAGACACCCCUUGUUCCCCCUGCUGGCGCUGCUCUUUGAGAAAUGCGAGCAAUCGACUCAGAGCUCGGAGUGCGUGACCUCGGCCAGCUUCGAUGUGGAUAUCGAGAACUUCGUGCGAAACCAGGAGAAAGAAGGCAAGGCUUUCUUCAGUGAGGACCCCGAUUUGGACAAUCUGAUGGUGAAGGCCAUCCAGGUGUUACGGAUUCACCUGCUGGAGCUGGAGAAGGUGAAUGACCUGUGUAAAGAUUUCUGCAGCCGCUACAUCGCCUGCCUCAAGACCAAGAUGAACAGCGAGACGCUGCUCAGCGGAGAGCCAGGAAGUCCCUACUCCCCAACACACACACAGCCACCGAGCUCGUUCUCUGGAGCCAUGAGUCCUCAAGGUAUUGUGGUGCCAGCGGCGGCUUUACAGCAAGGCAACGUAACUGUCACAGCCGUAAACCCCACACAGGUGGUCACAGGUGGGACGGUGUAUCAGCCUGUUACAGUUGUUACUCCACAGGGGCAGGUGGUCACACAGACGCUGUCACCUGGAACAAUACGCAUCCAGAACUCACAGCUUCAGCUGCAGUUGAACCAGGAUCUAAACUUUUUCAGUCAGGAGGACAAUUCGUCUAAGGCCAAGAGAGGCAUCCUUCCCAAACACGCCACCAAUGUCAUGCGUUCCUGGCUCUUCCAGCACAUCGGUCACCCUUACCCUACAGAAGAUGAGAAGAAACAGAUCGCCCUGCAGACCAACCUCACCCUGCUGCAGGUUAACAACUGGUUUAUUAACGCACGCCGACGGAUCCUUCAGCCCAUGCUGGACGCCAGCUCCUCGGACACACCCAAGAGCAAAAAGAAGACCCCCCAAACACGCCCCCUGCAGCGCUUCUGGCCCAACUCCCUCGCCUCCUCUGUGUCCCAGCAACAGGUCACCAUGGAAGACGGUACUAUGGUAACAGUCGGUGUGGGUGAGGAUGGCCUCCAGACGCUCUCAUCAGAUGGAGCUACGCUGGCCAUGCAGCAGGUCAUGAUGGGAGGUCACAGCGAGGAGGAGGAGGAGGAGGACGAAGAGGAUGAAGAGGACGAGGACAAUGAUCCUUCCCACUCCGACAUGACCAGGCUGGGCCUGGAGACCAGCGACUCGCUGUAGUAGGACUGAACGACACACACACACACACACACACACACACCGUUUAGAGAGAGACAUUUGAAGAAAGUGACAUCCACACAAACACCUCGGCUGACAUGUUGAAGGUUACAGAACGUCCUCAAGCUGUCAAACAGCUCGUCUGAAGCACAGAGAAAGGGCUUAAAGCCACACACACACCGAAACAACCCAAACACACAGGUCAAACUGAAGACACAAGCACAAGUCUCUCUCACGGCGGAACGCACGCAUCAGUUAGCCGGGUGCACUUUUUGUAUGAUACUGUAAACUUUAAAGAAAGUGUUCAAAGCACAUUUUGAAAGAGCUAAAAGGAAGGAAAGUAAAAAAGAAAGAUGUUGAUGCUGGAUGAUGCAGUUGUACUUAUCCUCAUGGUCUGGGAUUUGGUCUCUUGCAUGCCUGUGUUUGCUUUAAUCAGGCACCAGGAAAAAAGAAGGAACUAUUUUUAUAGUACACUGUCACAAGUGACCGGUGCCAAUUUGUUUGUUUUCUCCAUUUGUUUGUUUUGCUCUGGUUUGCUAUGUUUUGUAAGGAGUAUUUAUGUAUGAAAAAGACAAAAACAAACACUUUUAA
Carassius auratus (goldfish) is the source of this 2861-nucleotide messenger RNA. RefSeq names its product homeobox protein PKNOX1-like. The transcript is spliced from 11 exons. Gene Ontology annotation, molecular function: DNA binding. Lineage: Eukaryota; Metazoa; Chordata; Actinopteri; Cypriniformes; Cyprinidae. Gene Ontology annotation, biological process: regulation of DNA-templated transcription. The record is from RefSeq and is a predicted model, not a curated record. The coding region runs from base 972 to 2273 and encodes 433 amino acids.